AUGUUUUACAGACUCAAUAAUAGAUUUUUGCUUAAACCACUUUAUUCGUUUCAAACGCUAAAAACGUCUACUGCUAUAGAAAAUUCAACGAAGAACAAAGUAACAUUAAUUAAUAAAAAGUACGACAAUGUACCGUAUAAAAAAUAUUUUACAGGCAGGGCAUACUCCAAUCAGACUAGACUUGAAGAGAUGAUAGUUGAUUACAAUCAGGUUAAAAGAGCAGUUUCAAAUCAAAAUUCAUUGAUUGUUGAUGUAAGAGAACCAGAGGAAAUUAAGAAACAUGGAAAAAUUCCUAAUAGUAUAAAUAUUCCUUUGGGUAAUGUAUCAAAUGUACUUAACUCUAUGUCAGACAUAGAAUUUGAACAAAUUUAUGGAAGGAAAAAGCCUAAAGACAAUACAGAAAUCAUUUUUUAUUGUAUGAUAGGAAAAAGAUCUGGUAUGGCUCAACAAAACACAAUAAGCCUGGGAUAUAAAAAUGUCAAAAAUUAUGUUGGAAGUUGGACAGAUUGGGCAAGCAGAAAUCAAUAA
Parnassius mnemosyne (clouded apollo) is the source of this 528-nucleotide messenger RNA. The record is from the annotation of a GenBank genome assembly. Lineage: Eukaryota; Metazoa; Arthropoda; Insecta; Lepidoptera; Papilionidae.